This is a messenger RNA of Petromyzon marinus (sea lamprey), 2746 nucleotides long. Its product is annotated as transforming growth factor-beta-induced protein ig-h3-like. Gene Ontology annotation, biological process: extracellular matrix organization; cell adhesion. Gene Ontology annotation, cellular component: extracellular matrix. Gene Ontology annotation, molecular function: cell adhesion molecule binding. Lineage: Eukaryota; Metazoa; Chordata; Hyperoartia; Petromyzontiformes; Petromyzontidae. The record is from RefSeq and is a predicted model, not a curated record.
CGACCAUCGCGAACUCACUUCGUCGUCAGCCGACCUAACACAAACCAGACCGCCUUAUCUGCUAUUAAACCCAGAUUCAGCGCGCCGCCCGAGCCUUGUUUCGUUUUCCACCUGAACCCUCCAAGCGCCACCUCCGCGCACUCUCGCAGGCCACCGCCGCCACCGCCGCCGCCGCCGCUUGUGCCGCGACGAGGGACACCGGGGCAGGCGACUCCCCGCGUGGGCGACCAUGGGGCGUCGAGCGGUCGCGACAAUCCUCGGAAUCGCUCUGUGCACGCUCUCCGCCUUGCCGGGGACGGCCGAUGCGCAGGCCUCCCACAUCGACCGCCUGCUGCUACACAGCAGGAUCCGCGGCAGGGCCGAAGGCCCAAAUGUGUGUAGCGUGCAGAUGGCGACCAACAGCAUGAAGACGUUCUACUCUUCCUGCCAGACGUGGUACCGCAAGAUGGUCUGUGGCAACCCCACCACAAUCACGUACGAGUGCUGCCCGGGCUACCUACCAGUGGAGGGAGAGAAGGGCUGCCCUGCUAUCCUGCCGCUGGGCACCAUGGCGGAGACGCUGGAGGCCGCGGGGGCGACCACCACCAUGGCCCACAUGGAACAGGCCGACCUGGGCAGCGUGCUGGCCGGACGCGCCGCCUUCACCGCCUUCGCGCCCGACGACAACGCCUGGAAGGGGGUGAAGAUGAGCGAGUCGGAGAUCCGAGACUCCAUGUCGUACUCGCUGGUCGACCGCCGCCUCCUCGGGAGGGACCUCAAGCACGGCAUGACGCUACCGACGCUCAAGGAGGACGAGCUGCACGUCCACCACUUCCCCAACGGGAUCAUCACGGUGAACUGCGUGAGGAUCCUCAAGCCUAACCUGCUCGCGUCCAACGGAGUGGUGCACAUCGUUGAGAGCAUCAUCCCUCCGGCCAGCGCCAGCAUCCGCGCCAUCCUGGAGAGCGACAGCCGCCUGCAGACCCUCACGUCGGCGCUGCGCUCUGCCGGAAUGCUGGAGACGGUGGGCGUCGGCGUUGGCCCCUACACGUUGUUCGCUCCCACCGACGCCGCCUUCGAGAAGCUCCCCAAGGAGAUGCUCGCACGCAUCCUCGCCGACCCCGUCGCCGUCAAAGCCCUGCUGCAGCACCACGUGGUGCGCGCGGCCGUGUGCACGGGGGCCUUGCUGGGCCCCGUGCGGCACGACAGCGCCGAGGGCUCCCCGCUGCUGCUCGGCUGCGGCCCCGCCGGGGUGACGGUGGACGGGCGCGCCGUGGUAGAGCAGGCGGACCGCGUGGCCACCAACGGCAUCGUCCACGUCCUCAACGAGCUGCUGCUGCCCGACUCCGCGAAGAGCACGCUGGAGCUGAUGGAUGACCCCGACCACACGACGUUCAAGGACAUGUUCGUGCGAGCUGGGCUCAAGAGCUCGCUGCGGGACGGGGCCGCCUACACCCUGUUGGCACCGACCAACAAAGCCUUCGGUGGGUCCCUCCUCUCGGCCUCCUCGUCCGAGCUGAGCGCGGCCAUGAAGAACCACGUGCUCAAGGGCAGCGUGCAGCUGCACGAGCUGUUCGGCGGCAAGGCGCUGGAGACGCUGUCCGGCAAGAAGCUCCGCGUGUUCAUCUACCAGAAGGCCAUCUGUCUGGAGAAUGCGUGCGUGUCGCCCAGAGUGAAGCACGGCCAAACGAGCGACAUGUUCUCCCUCGACCAAGUCGUGCGUGCCCCGACCAAAUCGCUGCUGGACCUGCUCAAGGCCGACAAACGCUUCAGCACGCUGGUGGGCAUGGUGAAGACGUCCGGACUCACCCAGACACUCAACAAGGCGGGCUCCUACACGCUCUUCGCGCCCACAAACGCUGCCUUCGAAGCGCUGCCCUCGUCACGGCUCUCACAGCUCUCGGGUAGCACGAAGCAGCAGGCCGAGGUUCUGAAGUUCCACCUGACGAAUGGCGUGGUGGUGAAGGGUGGGGUGCCGCAAGACGCCACCACUUUCCUUACCACGCUGCAGGGUGGUGGCCUGGAGCUCGUACAGACCCGGGAUGGCGUCCUCUCUGUUGCUGGCCACGAUGUGGUGCAGGAGGAUUUAAUGGCCACAAACGGGGUGAUCCACGCCAUCAACUCCGUCUUGCUCCCCUCUGAAUCCGAUUCGGUGGCGAUCAAGCUCGUGCAAGGCAAGCAGCUGGUGACGCGCACCCUGAAAAAGGGUUCCAAGUUUUCAGUCGCCAGCACGGGGUAGACAUGGGACCCCCCCGUCAGCCAGCCUGCCAGCCUGCCUGCCUGCCAGCCGGCUGGCCGGCCACCCUGCCACCCUGCCACCCUGCCACCCUGCCACCCUGCCACCCGCACGAUGCGAAACGAUCACUUCACCCCAUCAGAAUCGGCCCCGGACGCGGCUCUUCGCCAGGGGCAAAAAACGCGGCAUUCAGAUGGGCAGGGGCUGGCAGAUGCCACGCUCCGACCGCUUUAUGGGAAAUGCGUUGACAUCGCGGUGCUAACGUGGACACGUUGUUGCAGUGGCAGUCACGAGGACAAACUCGGUACGGUGUUCUCGUUGUCACGAGUGUCCAGUUCCCCCGUGCUUGCCCCGCACCUCCAAUUUGCACGGGUGGCGACGUGCGGUGCGAAAGAAGUUCAGCAAGCGUAAAUACGCGCAAGCCGCUCGCACGCCCACUCUCUGAUUCACCCACUCACACACCCACUCUCUGAUUCACCCACUCGCUACACCGACUCUCUGAUUCACCCACUCACACACCCACUCUCUGAU